This is a messenger RNA of Acipenser ruthenus (sterlet), 1113 nucleotides long. RefSeq lists its product as uncharacterized. The record is from RefSeq and is a predicted model, not a curated record. NCBI's taxonomy places the organism in Eukaryota, Metazoa, Chordata, Actinopteri, Acipenseriformes, Acipenseridae. Bases 401 to 763 code for a protein of 120 amino acids. Gene Ontology annotation, molecular function: ubiquitin-protein transferase activity. The transcript is spliced from 2 exons.
AACCAGUUAUCUUUAGCAGCUGCUAUUAUAGAUCUUGGAAACAAGACAUAUCGUCCCUGUUGAGCUUUGCUCUACUUGGCUCCCUUACGGACUUCCAGCAACCUCACUCACUCUCUCCAUUCCCCACACACUCCUUUUAUACCCUAGGCCCCUCCCCUUUUCCUCUGAAUGCUGGGAGGUCCCUACCAUAAAAGCCAUCGCACACUAGACCGACCCGAUAAGACACUGACACGAUUUAGUUGUGAUUUUGGAUUUUGCUCGUCUGUGGGUUUUCAACAAGUUUGAACAUUUUUACCCCAUCGUGAACGUAUCAUGUCGGUUUCCUCUCACGUCGAUACAGUGUGCUAGGCAUGGCGACAGAUUAAAGAUGCAAUGGGUCACUGAUGCAUACAACUGACAAAUGAGGGUGGUAGCUGGAAUCAUAUGCUGUGGAUUCCUGGUGAACCUUGGAACAGAUAAAGAGCUUGGUGACAGGCUGAAGGACAGGGAAUUGACAGAAGCAGAAAAGGACUUUGUGAAUGCUUUACGACUGGGUCACAUCUUGGCAUUUGCGACAGGAAGUAGCACCAUUCCAGCUAUGGGAUUCAAUCCAAAUCCCAAACUAAGUUUCAGUCAUGAUGAGGCAAAAGUGCACCCCAUCGCUCACACGUGUGCCAAUGAGCUGCAACUUUUUGUCAAUAACAGAACCCUGGCUAACAAUGAUGAGUUUGAGUAUAUUAUUUUAGCUGCCCUAAUGAAUGGGGCUGUGUUCAGCACAGUGUAACAUGUACAGGACAAGUAGACCACUAUGAAAGAGCAGCCCACCUGUACAUCUUGUAGGUAAAUUAAACAUACCAAAGUUAACUUUCUUCCUAAUCUAUUAAUUGCAGAUAAACUAGUUGGUAAAUAAGUAUUUCAUUACAAAUUAAGCAAUAAUCUACCCCUACAGUAACGCUUCACAAUAAUACUAGUCAAUUAACAUGGAGAAAACUGUUGGAAAGCAAAAUGCAAUAGAAUAAAAAAGAAAAAAAAAUGUAACUACUACAGCCUCUCAUUAGGGGCUUUUCAUGGCAAAAAGUGUAUGUGUGAAACUUUUAGUCAUACAUUUAAUCAUUCACCACGUGUUAAUAAAUA